This is a messenger RNA of Dipodomys spectabilis (banner-tailed kangaroo rat), 3968 nucleotides long. RefSeq names its product carnitine palmitoyltransferase 1A (gene Cpt1a). The transcript has 19 exons. The record is from RefSeq and is a predicted model, not a curated record. Gene Ontology annotation, biological process: carnitine metabolic process; fatty acid metabolic process. Gene Ontology annotation, molecular function: carnitine O-palmitoyltransferase activity. Gene Ontology annotation, cellular component: mitochondrion. Bases 56 to 2383 code for a protein of 775 amino acids. NCBI's taxonomy places the organism in Eukaryota, Metazoa, Chordata, Mammalia, Rodentia, Heteromyidae.
CGCUCGCUCAUUCCGCCGCCGCCGCGCCGCUGUCCGCCGGCUCGCUAACCUCAGGAUGGCAGAGGCUCACCAGGCCGUGGCCUUCCAGUUCACCGUCACCCCCGAUGGCAUCGACCUCCGGCUGAGCCACGAGGCCCUGAAACAGAUCUGCCUCUCGGGACUCCACUCCUGGAAAAAGAAGUUCAUCCGCUUCAAGAAUGGCAUCCUUACCGGCGUGUUUCCAGCCAGCCCCUCCAGCUGGCUCAUCGUGGUGGUUGGCGUGGUCUCGUCCACUUAUACCAAGGUGGACCCCUCUUUGGGGCUGAUCGCGAGGAUCAACCGGUCCCUGGACACGGUCGCCACUGGCCGCCUGUCCUGCCAGACCAAGAAGGUGGUGAGCAGUGUGCUGUUCGGCACCGGCCUGUGGGUGGCGCUCAUCAUCACCAUGCGCUACUCCCUCAAGGUGCUCCUCUCCUACCACGGCUGGAUGUUCGUGGAGCACGGCAAACUGAGCCGCUCCACCAGGAUCUGGAUGGCCAUGGUCAAGGUCUUCUCAGGCCGGAAGCCCAUGCUGUACAGCUUCCAGACGUCCCUGCCCCGCCAGCCCGUCCCCGCCGUCAGAGACACCAUCAGCAGGUACCUGGAGUCCGUGAGGCCGCUGAUGAAGGAGGAGGAGUUCCAGCGGAUGACGGUGCUGGCCCAGGACUUCGCUGCCAACCUUGGACCCAAACUGCAAUGGUACCUGAAGCUGAAAUCCUGGUGGGCCACAAACUACGUGAGCGACUGGUGGGAGGAGUACAUCUACCUCCGGGGCCGAGGGCCGAUCAUGGUGAACAGCAACUACUAUGCCAUGGACCUGCUGUUCGUCAAAUCCACACACAUCCAGGCAGCCAGGGCUGGGAACGCCAUCCACGCCAUGCUGCUUUACCGACGCAAGGUGGAUCGGGAGGAAAUCAAACCGAUUCGCGUGUUGGGGUCCACAGUCCCGCUGUGCUCCGCGCAGUGGGAGCGGCUGUUUAACACGUGCCGGAUCCCAGGGGAGGAGACUGACACCAUCCAGCACCUGAAGGACAGCAAGCACGUGGUGGUGUACCACCGGGGCCGCUACUUCCGGGUGUCGCUGUACCACAGCGGGCGGCUGCUGCGGCCCCGCGAGCUGGAGCAGCAGAUGCAGCGCAUCCUGGACGACCCCUCGGAGCCGCAGCCCGGGGAGGCCAAGCUGGCUGCCCUCACCGCCGGCGACAGGGUGCCGUGGGCCAAGUGUCGCCAGGCGUACUUCAGACGGGGCAAGAACAAGCAGUCCCUGGACGCGGUGGAGAAGGCGGCGUUCUUCGUGACGCUGGACGAGACAGAGCAGGGGUACAGGAAGGAGGACCCCGUGGCGUCCAUGAGGAGUUACGCCAAGUCGCUCCUGCACGGCAAAUGUUAUGACAGGUGGUUCGACAAGUCCAUCACCUUCAUCACCUUCAAAAACGGCAAGAUGGGCAUGAACGCCGAGCACUCGUGGGCGGACGCACCCAUCGUGGCCCACAUGUGGGAGUUUGUCAUGGCCACGGACGUCUUUCACCUGGGCUACGAGGAGGACGGGCACUGCCGAGGAGAGACCAACUCCAGCAUCCCCCACCCGACUCGGCUGCAGUGGGACAUCCCGGAGGAAUGCCAGGCGGUCAUCGAGACCUCCCUGAACAGUGCCAGUCUCCUGGCCGACGACGUGGACAUCCACUCGUUCUCAUUCAACGCGUUUGGCAAAGGCUUAAUCAAGAAAUGCCGGACGAGCCCCGACGCGUUCAUCCAGAUGGCCCUGCAGCUGGCGCAUUACAAGGACAUGGGCAAGUUCUGCCUCACCUACGAGGCCUCCAUGACCCGGCUGUUCCGGGAGGGGAGGACCGAGACCGUGCGCUCCUGCACCAUGGAGUCCUGCAGCUUCGUGCUGGCCAUGGCAGACCCCACGCAGACGGUGGAGCAGAGGCUCAGGCUGUUCAAGCUGGCGUCCGAGAAACAUCAGCAGCUGUACCGUCUGGCCAUGACGGGCGCGGGCAUCGACCGCCAUCUCUUCUGCCUUUACGUCGUGUCCAAAUACCUGGCCGUGGACUCCCCCUUCCUGAAGGAAGUGCUGUCUGAGCCUUGGAGGCUGUCGACCAGCCAGACCCCUCACCAGCAGGUGGAGCUGUUUGACCUGGUGAACAACCCGCACUACGUGUCUGGCGGUGGGGGCUUCGGGCCGGUUGCUGAUGACGGCUACGGUGUGUCCUACAUCAUAAUGGGCGAUAACUACAUCCACUUCCACAUCUCCUCCAAGCUGUCCAGCCCCGAGACGGAUUCUCACCGCUUUGCAAAGCACCUGGGAGAAGCCAUGACAGACAUCCUCAACUUGUUUGGGCUCACACCUAAUUCCACAAAGUAAUCCCACUAGGCCACGGCGAGGGGAAACUGCGUGGCCUCCACCAAAUGAAGAGUAGGCAUCAUCCUGAUCCUAGCUCGGGAUGAAAAAAACAAAAACUUCUCCUUCCAGAAAGCGUUGGCCGUCUCUCCCUCGCGUGGGAGCCCCACUGUGCGAAGCGCAGCCCUCCUGCUUCAGGGGCAUCCCGAGGCCGGCAUGGGCUCGUCCUUAGUAGGGCUGCAGCUUCGCACACGGAGGGAGCAGACGCUGCUGGUGUCGGCGGUGCUCUCAGCGCUGCCCACGGCGGGGCGCUCGCGAGAUCCGUCCUUCCCGGCCCGUGCCACCAUCCGUCCGCCUUUGCCAUGUUUGGAACAAGCGGUGGCCAUGUCUGUCCAGUUACUGACCCUGCACAUUUUCAGAACCCAGUGCCUUAAAGACUGAGGCGGCGUGGCGUGAGGUCUUUGGUGGGGGCGGGAGGGAGUCCUGCUCCUUUCUCCCACCCUAGAGGGCCAGGUCCCUCGUGGGGACCGCGCUGCUGGCAGCCAGACACAGGACAGAUGUGUGUCCGGCGUCCAGGACACACAGGCUGGGGACCUGGCUAUGGGAUUGGUGCCAUGGGUGCAUGCCGCGGGGCUGGCGUGACGAUGGCCAAGAACUUGAGGGCGCAGGGCACCCUGACAUCACACCUGGUCCAUGGCGGCCGCCCUCAUGUCUCCAUGGCGGGGCCAGUGGCGGUAACAUGGUAGUGACAUGUCCCUGGUCGCAGUGACUGGUGCUAGGCCCGCAGCUCCCUGUCCCAGGAGUGCCUUUCGCCAGCAGGCCUGAGUGGCCACAGGGCAAGCCACGCACUGAGUUCCCUUCAGUAUUCCAUGUCGCCCCGCAGCUCCCAUCACAGGGACAUCCCCACGCCCCGGCCCGUGGUGACACGCUUCGCUGGCCUCUUCGUAAGUGGUGUAUUUAUUUUUCCCAGCCCUGGCCUGGUCCUCGCCGGCUUCGUCCCUUGUUGCUCCCACAGCUGCAGGAAGUGAGAGAUGCGUGUGUCUUGGGGACAGCAGUGUGGUAAAACCCAGCCCCAGAGGCCCAAAGAUCCUUUUGCUCUCAAAAGCAAGGAUGAAAUCAAAAGGCAAAACCGAGAAACCCCGGCAGCAGCGACGCUCCCACGCCUGGUCCUGUGUGGUGGACGUCCAGGCAGGGUGUGGGGGAAAUGACCCCCCUGUGCCCCGGGAGAGAGGUGCCAGCCAGCGGGACACCUCAUCAGAGCCACAAGUCAGGCGCUGGUGGCCAGUGGCCGAUCUGCCCGCGUGUGCAGGCGAGGCUGCGCUUCGCUCAGGUCUCAUGUCCCCAGCGUCUCCGUGGCUCAUCCCGCAGUUAUCAAUGCAAUUUUCUAUUCCUUAAGAGGGAGAGUGGGUUUUUAUUGUAUAUGUGGGAAGGGGGAGGUAAGAGUAUCAUGUAUUUUAAUUUGGAACAAACUAGUCUUACUGCAGCCAUGGCUAGAAUUCACUACCUUAGUCGGUCCAUCGCAUGUAAAUACCAUGUGCUCUUCUGGUAUAAGUCUUAGAAACGCACACUGUGAGUAGGCAACCCUUAAUAAAGCACUGUCUGUCUACUA